UAUCAAAGUCAUGAUAACAUAAUGUACCUACAUUGAAAUGUAUAAUGAAAGACAUAUAUAAAUUUAAAAUCACCUAGUUAGUGAUGAUAUUGUUCCAAAUAAAGCUUAUUUAAAUUUUCACAAAUGUAGUAUUAUGAUUCUUGUUUUCUAUUAUGUUUCAUUGUGCCAUUAUUUUCAUGCAUAAUUUAACUUGAUAACUUUUAUCUAGAACGAUUAACUUGAUAAGUUCGUCAUUUUUGUCUUAAGUUUGAAUAUUCUCAUUUAUUAUUUUAGUGUGUUUUUGUAAAGUAUGAUUGUUAGAAAAAUUCCAUAUAAACUAUAUGGUAGAGUACAUAAACAAGAAAAAAAGUUUCCGAAGAGCUUAUGUUUGGUUACUUGAAGUAACUAAAUUAUGUACUCGUGAUAAUAAUUUGUGAUGAUAUUCACUAUGAAUAUGUGUUUACUAAGAAUGCAUCAAAUCAUAAGUCCCCAGAAGGGUGGAAUAUGGUAUAAAAUAUGGUAAAGCUUUAAAGGAGCUAAUUUUGUGGCCUGAAGGAACCAAACUAGUGAUGAUGCAUUACCCAAUUAAAGGGAUAUUCGUAAAAUGAAUAUCUUAUCAAGAAAAUAGUGAAACUAAUAUUUGCAUCACAAAUAUGUACUACAUGUAUAUUAGUACAAUCCAUACACAUAAAAGUGUAAACCAGAAGUUUACAAGAUUUGAUAACUUGAUAAUUGGUUGGUCCGGUUAGACCAUCCCGGAUCUUGAUGUGAAAAAAGGUUCUUUGAGAAUUCAUGAGAACAUCAUAUGAGAAGUCAAAGAACUCUUCAACUAAAAGAGUUAUUAUGCCAUAUUUGUUCUCAAGGAGAAUAUAACAAUUGAUCAGAGCUUGUAUAAGAGUUGGCAAAUCUCUUGAGAUUUUAUAUGAUCACUUUUAUUUUAUCUAAUCGCAACCCGAUGUUUGCGAGAUUGAUUGCCUCACUAUGGAUACAUUUUUAUGAUUAUCCAAUCAAACAUCACUUUGCUUAAUAGAACAAGCUGAGCCUUCUAGUCUCUUGUCGAGGACAUGCUAGCUGGCAAGUAAUAGUAUUGGUUCACAUCUAACCAACAAGUUAUCAUAAGUUUCCCCCCUAUUUACAAAUGGUUUUGGUCAGAAACCUAACAUUUCCCAUAUGAGAAUAUAAGGGUGUGCCGCAUACAUCCCAAUUGCUCCACCAUAGUAUCUUAAGUUGAUUCUCGUUGGAAAUUGAGAAUUUGUGUUGGGUAUGAAUCCCAAAUGGAAAAUUUGUUUGCGAAAUUAUUGUUUUGAUGAAUCACUUUUCCAACAUUAAGGGGGAGAGAAAAAAAAAACAGCUAGGAAAAGAAAUGAGUUGGAAUGAGUUACCAUUGUCUAGUUUUGAUCCUCAAAGUAAGAAACAUGAACCUGAAGUUCAUAAGAUGAAUUAUCGUUACCAACUAUCAAUUGCCUCUACUAGCCAUACGAAGUGACCAAGUCGCAUAUACUAGCUGUGAAUGCUCCAACUAAAUUUGAUAUCCUUGUUGGAUACUCUAAUAUAAAAAAUGUGUAUGAAAGAGCGCAUGAAGCGUGAUAGACCAAUCGGUUCCAAUGAUAAACAUCCUCGAGAAAGAAAAGGAGCUGUAAUUAGAAUGGUCAACUCGAGGACAUGAAAACUCAAGAAGAGUAACCAAGGAUUAAGUAUAAUUUUAGUUCCAGAAGAACACAUGUCUCUGAAAGUUGUGAAAGGGAAGAGAUCUCAAAAAUAUAUUAGACUACAAUACUGGAACCGAAAUGAAGUCAUUGUCGAAGAAAUUUGUUUCUUGUACUUCAGUACUGAAUAUGAUAUAUAAAGUGAGGAUCAAGAGUAAAACUCUGUUGAUGCAUGCAAAUGAUGACGUUAUUGGCCAAUAUAGAAAGAAAUCACGAAAGUGCUCAAAGAGCAUAAAGUUUAAGGACCAGAAGUCCUUACACCUGAAAAGGGCAAAAAUAGAGGGAUACAAACAAAUUUUUGUGCUACUGGAAAGUAUGAAAUUGUGCGAGAUAUCGCACAAUGUUUUGCAAUGGGUUUCUCGAAAAGACCUAUCAUUGUUUAAGAGGAGUUAUACUCCCCUGUGGUAGGUACAACUACUUUUUCAAAUCAAUGUUUGAAAAUUGUUAUGAUAGCCUAUUUGUUUGAAUUCCUCGAAGAUUUUAAAUAUAUUUGAAACUCCCAGAAGGAUUAUUUACUCCUAGAAGGAUUAAUUUACCUGAAGUAAGCAAGUAAAGUUCUCGAGAACAUAUAAUGAUAGACUAAGAAUAUCCCCUGUAUGGUUUGAGAAAAUAUAAACGAAUGUGAAAUAUUCGUCUAAGUGAACACCUACAAUAGUGGGGUGAAUGGACCUUAGAAGGUUAAAUCUGGAUAGAGUGCAUUAGAGCAUUUGCAUUGUGCAUAUAUAGUUGUGUUGUUUGUAUGUGCUUCAAGGAUUUUAAAAUCUUGGUUUAUGAGUUGUGUUUUACUUUAAAGUAUGAGUUGUGUUUUAUGACUGUGCUUUGUCUAGUUCAUAUGUUUCUAUGAUGUGAGUUUUGUUAUUAUCUUUCGUUAUAUGAAAGAAUUGCUUGCAUCAAUUUGUGUUAGUUAAGUUGUUUUUGUGACGAUCUCAUAUUAUGUUGAUGAUAUGACUAUUAUUGGAUCUCCUGAAGAGCUUCCUAAAGCAGUUGAUUGCUUAGAGACAUAAGUUAAAUUGAAGGAUUUAAGAUCCUUUUUAUGGGCAAGGAAGGUAAUGUUGAAAAAGUGGGAAAUUAAUUUUGCAUGAACGAAUUGUGUUCAUCAAAUAACAUUAGGAUCCUAAGAUCACUAGAAGUGACUAAAGAUCCAUUUAGAAAUCAAGAAAAAAGUGAAAACAUUAUGUCCUGAAGUACCAUAUGUUGAUGCAUUAGAGCACCAAUGCACCUUGCUAGCCAAGCACCAUAUAAACUAUCAAUUUGGUGUUGAUAAUAUUAGCAAAAUACAAUGUUUCCCUCAAUGGAACGUUGGAAAUACUUUGUUACCUUCAGGAACAAUAUAUGCGAUUGUUCUAUUAUGAUACUAUCAAAGAGAGAUUUGGUGAACUAUAUAUCCAAACCAUAUAUAUUAUUUGAUCCUCAUAUUGGUUGAUCAGAGACGAGCUAUCUCUUACAUAUGGUGAUGUGAUUGUUUCAUAGAUAUCCAAAACAAACUAUAGUAGGCAAGUCCUGAAUGUAUUUCGUUACACUUUGUGAUUCACCAUAUCUAAAGGACUUGUGGUUGUAAACUAUUUCUAAAGGAAAUGAUCCUGAAGAUCAUGGUCCAUGGAUAAAGAAAAUCUAAAGAUCAUGCAUAAGAUUGACAAUCUGGAAGAUUGUUCACUAACUAACUCCCGACAACAAUCUUUCUAAAUGUUGUUCGUGAAAUUUGAGUUCAACGACUCAAAGAUUUGAAGUGAUGUGGUCAUGAGGGGGAGCAUAUACGCACUGCACUCUUUUUCCCUAACCAUGGUUUUUUCCCACUGGGUUUUCCUGGUAAGGUUUUUAACGAGACAGUAUGAGAUAGCGUAAUGCAAUCUAGUGGUCAUCCAAGGGGGAGUAUUAUGUAAAUAUUGAUAUAUGGAUGACCAUUGCCAUUACCACAUUAGAUGCUCACUUGGGAGUUACAUGUAACCCCCAUUCCUACAUAUGAUAGCUCCUUUAUGUUUCAUUAUCUCUCAUUGAUAUAAGGAUGUAGUGGUUACCAAGGUGUGCCUAUAAAUAAAGCACACCAUUGUAUCAAAAGAGAAGGAUGAAUAAGAAAGCUCACUUCCCCCUAUCUUACUUGUGUCUUUUCCUCUCUAAUCUUCUCUUGUAGUUGUUUAUAUUACAUUAGUUUCAUAACAAGGAUCAUGAUUUAAAGUUCAGGGGGGCUGAGUGAUUUAUUAUUAUAUUUCAAAAUGCAAUUUUUUUUAUUAUAACGACAUAACAUUAAUUAAAACAAUCAAAAGGACUCAAAAGAAAAUUAAUUAAAAAUUUUCUACUAUGUUAUGCUCCAAAUAAAUUAUUAUACUAUGAAAAUGCAUUUUAACAUUUUUUUAUUUUUUCAAUAUUAUUAUACCUUGAAUAUGAAUUUAUGAUUAUAUUAAUGUUUAUAAAAUUAAAUAUUUGUAUUCCAUAAAAAAUCCUUGAAAAUAUGAAUGUAAAAAUAAAAUUGUUGACUGUCACGAUCGAACACAUAUCCAAUGAGCAAAUUAGGCAGCUUCUCCGCUAGAGUGCAAGCAGGUUAUGGUAACAACUUCUCACUCGCACUAUACAUAGAAUUAAACACUCAAUUUAUACGUAAUUAUCCAAAUUUCCUAAAACUUUAUAUGUAAGUUCCAAAACCUACAAAGGUACGCCCCUGAUUAAAUAGAUAAUUAGUGUUGUUUACAUAAGAUUGUAUUAAAUUCGAUGUAAGCUAAUGAAACCACCGAUCUAUUAGUUAACAAAAAUUUGAGUUACCAAUUUUUAAAAAAUUUAAUAUAAGAUACCAAUUUGUUAGUCGUUCCAAAUGCAAGUGACCUUUCAUGUUAAUGACCCUGUGUGUCCGUUCCUAUUUCCACCAGCUAUUUUAGUAAUUCUUCAAGAGAGCAAAUCUCAUAUUUCUUUUAGUCUUUUACGUUCUAGACUUUUAGAACUUUAGGUUUCAUUGUUUAUUUUUUAGACGAAAAUCAUUGGGUUAGAAUUUUUAGGCUAAAUUUAGAGAAGUAAUUUGAAUAUACUCAUAAAACCAUUUUCAUAGUUACACACAAUCUUUAAUUUUAUAACAUAACGGUGGGCCAAAUCUUUAAAAUCGAAAAAAUCAUAAGGGAUAUACUAGAUCCGACUCAUAUGAGGGCUGGGCCGUGGUGCGGGGUGGCCACCCCUGGAUCCACCACCGAUGACUAAUUUGAUAUAGUAGAUUUGGAAACAUAUCAUGACUAAUUAAGUGUUUAACAUUUAGUAACAAUUACAUUGUCUAUAAUAAACCUUGUUCUAGCCUAAUAUGGACUAACUAAUUGGCUAUAAUAUAUUUGAGAACCUAAGUCAUCAUCUCAUAAUAACUAAAUUAACCAUUAGUUUCAACAAUAAUUUAUUUUAGAAAAGUUCACUUAAUUUGUCUACUUGUUUUCUAUGCUUCUACAUUUGUUGCAACUUUUGCACUAUACAAUAAAUAUUUUACAACUGAAAUAAAGAUUUGGCUCAUUAAAGUAAUUUCUGAAAU
Linum trigynum is the source of this 5181-nucleotide messenger RNA. NCBI's taxonomy places the organism in Eukaryota, Viridiplantae, Streptophyta, Magnoliopsida, Malpighiales, Linaceae. The record is from the annotation of a GenBank genome assembly.